Phalaenopsis equestris is the source of this 1119-nucleotide messenger RNA. RefSeq lists its product as uncharacterized. The record is from RefSeq and is a predicted model, not a curated record. The transcript is spliced from 2 exons. The coding region runs from base 96 to 842 and encodes 248 amino acids. NCBI's taxonomy places the organism in Eukaryota, Viridiplantae, Streptophyta, Magnoliopsida, Asparagales, Orchidaceae.
UUCUACCAAACGAGACCCUUCGUCUUCUUCCCCGAGCAUGCACUUAAACCUUUAUAUGAGCUAAGCCGUCUCUUUAAAUCCUCCCAUUUACACAAAUGCACAAAUCAGCCAUGGCAGGAGCAAAUUCCAAAAUCAUUCUCAAGCUACUCAUCGAUGCUCGCAGCCACAAAGUACUCUUCGGCGAGGCUGGUGAGGAGGUCAUUGACAGCCUUCUUGCUCUCCCACUUGGAUCUGUCAUCAAGCUCCUCUCCCCUUCAACAAUGCCUGGAUCCAUCGGAAACCUAUAUCAAAGUGUAAAUAGUCUCAACAAGACCUAUCUUCUCGCUAACAGAGAUAAGUCCUCUUUACUUGAGCCCAAAAUCUUCCUUUCUGACCUAACGAGCCCUCUGCUCCUCGGCACUCAACCUAAUGCGGAGACAAAAUACUAUCUCUGUAAUAAUUGCAAACAAAAAAUUGCUGCUAAGAGGAACAAUUUGUGCCCAAAAUGCAAGUUGGUUAUGGCCAACGAAGUCACUGUCGUGCUGCCAUCGAUGUCUGAUUCGGCUUCUACUGGAGCUGGAAAUGAGGAGGAGAGUGUUGGAGGCUUUGUGAAGGGAGUAAUCACCUAUAUGAUUACAGACAAUUUGGAAGUAACGCCAUUGUCUGCAAUUUCUAGCAUGAUUCUUAUUAAACGUUUUAGCUUGAAAAAGGAUGUACAGUUAGAGGAGAAAGUGGUCGCCAUCGGCAUCAAAGAGGGACUUGCUUUGCUGAAGGCAUCACUGGAUUCUCCCACUGUGCUAACUGAUGUUUUUUGUUCAUGCAUUAAGAAAACAAACCCUACGUCUUCCCGUUUUAGUAUUUAAUCUCUGGUUGCAAAAACUCAUUUUGCAAGGUUAGUAAUAUAUAGAUAUGUAAGGCAAUGCUGAUGGGGCUGCUGCCUGUUUGUAUGUGUUCUAAGGUUGCUUCUGCACGGUUCUUUUUUCUCUUUGUUUUGAACCGUUUGGCUUUUGUGUGCACACCUACUCUGUCUGCUUCACUAACUUUGGAAUUGUACUUGGGACUAAAGUUUUGAUGUAAAUUCUGAUCAAAAGAAGGAAAAUGUGUUGCUGCCAAGUUCCAUUUAUUUCCAAGCCAAACAGA